This is a messenger RNA of Aspergillus welwitschiae, 1035 nucleotides long. Its product is annotated as zinc-dependent alcohol dehydrogenase family protein. The transcript has a single exon. NCBI's taxonomy places the organism in Eukaryota, Fungi, Ascomycota, Eurotiomycetes, Eurotiales, Aspergillaceae. Bases 1 to 1035 code for a protein of 344 amino acids. The record is from RefSeq and is a predicted model, not a curated record. Gene Ontology annotation, molecular function: oxidoreductase activity.
AUGUCGCAAAUGAAAGUCGUUCGCGUUGUUUCUACCGGCACUAAAUCUAGUACUGAGUUCCGAGAUGAGCCCAAACCGAGCCCUGGCGAACAUCAAGUGCUCAUCAAGGUACACGCUGCUUCGCUGAAUUACCGCGACUCGGUCCUAUUGAGGGGAGAAUAUGGCGUGGAAACUAAGAAGGAUGUCAUCCCCCUCUCCGAUGGCGCCGGCGAGGUUGUGGCAGUCGGCAAAGGCGUGACGCGAUUCAAGCCCGGCGAUCGGAUCGCUGUCCAAUGCGCCACGGCCUGGAUCGGGGGUCCGUUCAUCCCGGAAUAUAUAUCCACCAGCGUCGGCUUUGCUAUAGAUGGAAUGUUGGCUGAGUUUGUGGUGUUCUAUGAGGACGCACUUGUUCGUAUCCCGGACUAUAUCUCUUAUGUCGAGGCUGCUUCGCUCCCCUGUGCGGCGGUCACAGCAUGGACGGCUCUAAAUAAGAUCGACCCGCUGCAUCCGGGCCAGACGGUGCUGAUACAGGGCACGGGAGGCGUCUCACUUUUUGCCUUACAGUUCGCAAAGCUAUCUAAUGCCCGCGUGCUGGCAAUCACUUCCUCGGAUGAAAAGGCCGCUAAGCUUAGAGAGUUAGGCGCGGAUUCUGUGGUGAACUAUAGCACCUGUCCUGAGUGGGAUCGCGAGAUACUUGCCCUGACUGAUGGCAAGGGGGUUGAUAAGGUGCUAGAUAUUGCUGGAGAGAAGACAAUUGUGAAGUCUGCAGCGUCGACUAAAAUAGGUGGCGUGGUUGUCGUGAUUGGAUUUGCAAGUGGUUUCGGUGGCGGGCUGCCACCCAUGAAUAUACUCUCUCGGUCCCUCACGGUGACCGGGUCAACUGUUGGUUCACGGCUGGAUUUUGAAGCGAUGCUGGCAGCUAUGGAAUCGCGCGAGAUUCGACCUGUUAUUGAUCGGGUGUAUCCUCUUGCGGAAUAUCGCAAAGCUUAUCAAAGGCUAGAGUCUGGACAGCAAGUUGGCAAAGUUGUUAUUGAAGUGACUAAGGCGAAUGAUUAA